CCUGCCUUUGUGUGUGCGCGCUGAGGCUGACUGCGUACCCGAAAACUGACACGGAUGCUCGGCUGCAAACAAACACAAGCUCCCAUGCAUGAACAUUCCCUGUUUUUUCAAACCUUCCUCUGUGACGUGAUGGCCACAUUUGGGAAUAUUGGGAAUACCUGCGGAUGCAAAUAGAAGAAGAAGAGGAGGAGGACGUCACCCAUCACCAUCACCUCGCUUCUGGAGAAGCACGUGAAGCUCUCACUCCACAACCGAAUCACAUUUGUGGGGGGACUUUUUCCACCAUCAGCAUCCUUGCGAGCAUCCAGUAAUUUAUCCCAGCCCUGCCUGUCGGAUUUCUGCGGGAUUUGGGGGAUUUCUGUGGGGGCCGGGAGGGACAACUGAUAUGGAUUAAAGGGAACCGAGAGCAGCCAAACUGGAGCAGCACGCGAGAGCACGCCGGGGGGGAAGGGGGCGACGGGACUCGGUAAAUUCACGGAGCCCCCGGGACAGAGGCUGUGAGUGGUCCCACACCAAGAUGACGUCUCCCAAAAGCCGAGCCAAGAAGAAACCCCCCAAAGACAGCAUGACGCUGCUGCCAUGCUUUUAUUUUGUAGAGCUUCCCAUCGUCCUGUCCUCCCUGGUGUCUCUGUACUUCCUGGAGCUGACCGACGUCCUGUCCCCGGCCAUGGUGGGCUUCCGAUGCUACGACCGUGACCUCUCCAUGCCCUAUGUGGAGACGGGAGACGAACUCAUCCCUCUUUUAAUGUUGCUCAGCUUGGCCUUCGCCGGACCCGCAGCGUCUAUCAUGAUGGGGGAGGGCCUCAUGUACUGCAUGCAGUCCAAACUCAAGACAUGUCCCAAGACGGAGGGCAGCAUCAACGCUGGAGGAUGCAGCUUCAACUCCUUCCUGCGCAGGACCGUUCGCUUCGUUGGUGUGCACGUGUUUGGUCUCCUAGCAACGGCCCUGGUGACAGACGUCAUCCAGCUGGCCACCGGCUACCACGCCCCGUUCUUCCUCACCGUCUGCCAGCCCAACUACACGGCGCCUGGCGUGUCAUGUGACAACAGCGCUUACAUCACGCAGGACAUCUGCAUGGGCAAAGACCAGUACGCCAUCAUGUCGGCCAGGAAAACCUUUCCAUCCCAGCACGCAACACUUUCUGGCUUUGCUGCCGUCUAUAUCUCCAUGUACUUCAAUGCCAGCAUCAGCGCCACCACCAAGCUGCUCAAACCCUUGCUGGUGUUCGCCUUCUGCAUGGCGGCGGGCCUGGCCGGCCUCACGCAAAUCACGCAGCACCGCAGUCACCCCAUCGAUGUCUACGUGGGGUACCUCAUCGGGGCCGGCAUCGGCGUCUACCUGGCCGUCUACGCAGUGGCAAACUUCAGAGCAUCCGAAGAAGACGCGUCGCCCCAUCCCAAAGUGUUGUCGGCGCAGCAGAAGGACACCCUGAGGGUGCUGAGUCAGCGCGGUCACGACUCCCUCUACAGGAAAACCACCCACGUGUCGGAGAGCAGGGAGGAGCUGGGUGUGGCCAUGGGUUCGGGGUCACGCAGCAAGGUGAGGCGGGAGAAAGCGUCUCUGGCCUCCCUGAAGCGAGCCAGCGCCGACGUGGAGCUCCUGGCCACCCGCGGGCCCAUGGGCAAGGAAACCAUGGUGACCUUCAGCAACACCUUGCCCAGGGUGGCCAACGGCAGCAGCCCCAUCUCGCCCACCGAGGACCAGACCACCUCUCAGCGCCACAUGACCUUCCAUGUUCCCUUUGACCCCCAAAGGUCCCGGCAGCUGGUGUCGGAGUGGAAGCAGCGUUCGCUGGAGCUGCGCAGUCAGAGCUCCCGAGAUGAAGACGAGGGUGAGGACAGAGCAGAUGGGGCGAACACCGGGGAUGAAGAAGGCGGGGUCACCGCUGGGGAAGCGGACGACCAGGGUGUGCCGUCCUCUCUUUACCCUAAAGUGCAAGCCAACAAGGGCAUGGCCACGCCCACUGCAGCUAGGAUGGCGGUGGCCCCGCCGCUGGUUCACAUCCCCGAGGAGGCCACCCGUCCGCCGCCCGUCUCCCCAAAGAGCGCCAAGACCCGUGCCAAAUGGUUAUCACUCACAGAAGGAGGCGGGGUUAAGGAGCCGAGUGUGGGGCCCAUUGCCGUGUCAACCCCUCGGGUGCCCACCACCCUGCCCACUCAAGCCCCCCCUCAGCCAAGAGUCACUCAGGUGAUGGCGAUGUCCAAGCAGCAGAGCCAUGGCGGGCUCACCUCUGAGGGAGGCUCCUCCUCAGGCGGCGGCUCCAACUGCUCCGAGUCGCCCUACUACCGCAUCCCCUCCGACCGGGACAGCUGCACUGGCAGCAACCCUGGCAGCAUCGCCGGCAGCGGCAGCAUCGUCACCAUCGAUGCCCACGCGCCGCACCACCCAGUGGUGCGCGUGACGGCUGCCAACGGGAAGCCGUGGGAGUGGAGGAACACAAUCAGUGGCAACCUGAUAGGCGGCGACACGGCGGUAGACAAACACCGCGGCCUUCUGCAGCGGCAGGACAACGCCCCGCUUUACCGCGAUUACCGGACACUUCCGGUUAAAAAGGAGUCGCUGGCUGUCGAAACGGAGAUGCCACCCCCACCUCUCCCCACCGCCUCUUCCCCUCUUCCACCCCCUCCUCAGCUGUCCUCACCCCAUCUCCCGCCACCCCCUCUUCACUCGUCAUCCACCCCGCUACCCCCACCCCCUCACCCUUCUCACAUGACCCUCCCGCCUCACCCAUCCUCUCAGGUGUCAUCCUCUCAGCCUUUGCCCCCUCCCCCGCUCCCUUCCUCAUCCAUGCCACCGCUGCUCCCUCCCCACCCCUCGUGCUCGGCCGUACUCCCGCCUCCCCCUCACCCCGACCUGCUGAUGGACAGCCACAUGCUGUCCCGCUCAUCCACGCUGCCUCGCCGUCCCUCCGUGUCGGCCCGCAGCCACGCCGAGCAGGAGCACUACUACAAGGCCCUGCAGAACGAGCGCAUGCUAUAGUGGGCGGCUCGCGGCGGAGCUCUUGAACAAAGCGAGGGUAGCUUGUAUAGGGUGAGGACUUUUUAUUUGAAUAACUUUGAAUCCUGAUUGGCAGCUUCGGUCAAGGUUGAGCGCCAAGGGGAUGCUCGGCGUUCUCGUAUCGGCUGCUGUCAGAAGAAGAGAAAGGAGAUCAAAUACAAGGAAGGAAGAAUUCCCUUCUGGUUGUUACGAGCUCCUACUUCUCCACAAUAAGGGGGAAAGCAGCCUGCAGCUGAGGAGGCGAUACGACUCAGACCUCAGAUUUGCUCAAUCUGUUUCCCUUUGAGAGGGCGAAGAAAGACGAGGAAAACAAAACAACCUCGGGCUGUGCUCCUUAAACUGCUGCCAACUUUUGUUUCCUCCCGCGACAAGUUGUUGUGUCUCGAGGAGCUUCAAAAGGAUCAUUGAAAGGAUCCUUGCCUAUCAGCCUGCAACCUUCUGUGCGCUAUUUAAACAAGGAAUUCGAAGAGUGAUCCGAGCAAACGUGAGCAGCUGGGCAUCCCAAUCCAGGCGUCACAGAAUGGCUCGUGACCGCAAAACCAACCAACGCGAGCGACGAGUCGACAAAGCAGCUAAUUAGCUUCUGCUCGCUUCUGUGAGUCUUCAUACCGAGUGGCUUUGAAGCCGUGUUCACACUUGUCACGCUUGCUUCGUUUCAAACACGCUGGUGCCGUUGCUCUGAUCAUUUCUUGGACGCUAUCGUCCGAAAUCUGGUGCCCAACAACGCAAGCCGACCGAGGCCGCUUGAAGAAGUGGUUUCGACGCUCCUGCAGGUGAACUCUGGUGCAUCUUGAGCACCGCACGGACCAAAGACACGGACCGGUGUUACGAUGAAUUGGCAAAUCACGAAGAUUUAACAGUACAGACCUGGUACCCGCACAGACAGGAUUUUUCUUUUGGAUUGGAAUUUGAUCAUAAAAUACGUCACAAAUACGGUCCAAUCAGGUUUUUCCCUUACUCAUUAGUUUUGACUGGUCAACUUUUGGUCUGAUGCUGAAAUAACUGGGUGAAUGUUCAGCGAAUUGGAUGAAAUCUGCGUGCCUGCUGUGUCUGUUUUUUACUGCAGUGGUACCAAACUACAAAUGUAAACUUGUAUUAAGCCCUGUUUCCACGUCGCGGUUCGGUUCAAUUCAGGACAUUCAAGGAAAACUGCACUUUUUUGUCUUCUGAUGUGAGACAUGAACACAUAUGUCUUUUCUGUGCGUUCUAAAGAUAUGAAAACAGCUAAAAAGAGUUAGCAGGGCUUUAUUAGUCAACACAUUUAUUAGGAUAAGCAUUUUUCUUGUGAAGUUAUUUUGAAAUGUUCAGUUUUGUAACAUAUUACAGUCGUCCCUCGUUUAUAGCUGUUAAUUGGAGCUAGACCCGACCACGAUAAAUGAUGCCAGUAAAUGGAAUAUUUUCAUAGUUAGGACAUAGAAAACCUGUUUAUGACUUUCCGAAUGUGGUUUUUAACAUUAGAGCGCUCUGGACAUGAACUAACACCCCUAUAGCCACCUUUAUGCUCCUAUUAUUCAUUGUGUACACCACAUGACGCAACUCUUACACUGCAGGGACUCGAGACGGCCGCUAGCUAGCAAGUUAGACUCAAAUUUAUUUCUUGUAAACUUAAUAAAUCAAAAAGUUACCACUUGGGAAUGGGAAAACGUUUUUUUCUCUAUCUUAUCGAACAUGCCAUGGCUGACUUCAUGACUUCAUACUGUACAGUGUUAAGGUAAUGUAAUGUAAGGUAAUGUCUCCAUGUUUUGUGUCAUUACUGCCGCCUAGUGACCACAAUCCUACAUACCGCUUGUAUUUCAAUAUGAUUUGCCUGAUAAUAGACCAUAGUCUACCACCAAACAGCCAUCAUUUAUUAAUUCAUUCAUUUCUGAAAAAACGCAAUAUAGCGAGGGAGCCAUAAUCGAACUGCGAGGGACGACUGUACGUAACAAACAGGGGCUUGCGCCUAUGUUUUGGACUAGUCAACUUUUGGUAUGAUGUUGACGCAAAGAAACUCACGACAAGCUUGUCAACCCAUCGGAAAUCGCAGGAGGUCAUUACUCAAUAUCGCAGUCUGACUCACGGUGUCAUCUUAGAAAG
Molecule: messenger RNA, 5074 nt
Organism: Dunckerocampus dactyliophorus (ringed pipefish)
Lineage: Eukaryota; Metazoa; Chordata; Actinopteri; Syngnathiformes; Syngnathidae
Gene: plppr3a
Product: phospholipid phosphatase related 3a
Exons: 9
Coding region: 518-2980 (820 amino acids)
Biological process (GO): phospholipid dephosphorylation; signal transduction; phospholipid metabolic process
Molecular function (GO): phosphatidate phosphatase activity
Source: RefSeq, a predicted model, not a curated record